GAGACAAGGCAGCUUGGGGGUUUGACUCGGAAGAAACAGCCAAAGGCGUAUUGAUCUACUACUGUCUCCUUAAUUCUCGCUCUCUCUCUCUCUCUCUCUCUCUCUCUCUUUCUAGCUCUCGCGUAUAAGGAAAGAACCAACGAAACGAGAAAAGCAAGCCAAGCUCCAAAAACUAAUACUUCCAAUUCAAGAGAACAUAAGUCUGAAUCUGGAAAACAAGGUUUUGAUGCUUUCUUAUGUAAGGAUGCCAAUUUGAUCAUUUGAGAUUGUUCUAAUAGUGAAUUGCGUGCUUUAGAUCAGACUGAAAUAAUGUUGCGCAUAAACUUGUUUGUUUUGGGGGGUUUGUUUUGUGCUUGGCGAUUAAUUUCUUGAUUUGCAGUGAGUAUAUCCGGAUUGUGAAUAUACCCACAUAGACCAUGUUGAGAAAUGAGGCUUAGAUUUGAGAAAUGGGGUGUAUUCUUGGUAAAGAAGUAGCCUCUGGCAUAGUUUCAGAGUCUAAAGGGGUCAAUAACCUGAGUGUUGAAUCCAGAAGAAAAUUAGAUGAUAUUUCUGUGACAAAGACCGACAAUAGUAGUGUUGUUGAGAUUCAAAAUGAGGAGACUCAUAAGGAGGAGAAAUUGGAGGGGGAUAAAAAAUCUAGGGGGGAGAGAAGGUCUAGGCCAAACCCUAGGUUGAGUAAUCCACCCAAGCAUUUGCGGGGUGAGCAGGUUGCAGCUGGAUGGCCACCAUGGCUAUCAGCAGUAUGUGGGGAGGCACUCAAUGGAUGGAUUCCGCGGCGGGCAGACACAUUUGAGAAGAUAGAUAAGAUUGGAUCUGGAACGUAUAGCAAUGUGUACAAAGCUAGAGAUCUAUUAACGGGUAAAAUUGUUGCCCUAAAGAAGGUUCGAUUUGAUAAUUUGGAACCUGAAAGUGUGAAGUUCAUGGCUAGAGAGAUCCUCAUUUUGCGGAGAUUGGAUCAUCUGAAUGUUGUAAAGUUGGAGGGUUUAGUUACAUCCAGGAUGUCAUGUAGUUUGUACCUGGUAUUUGAGUACAUGGAGCAUGAUCUAGCUGGACUUGCUGCUAGCCCAGGAGUAAAGUUCUCAGAGCCACAGGUUAAAUGUUACAUGCGUCAACUAUUGUCUGGACUUGAGCACUGCCACAACCGUGGUGUGCUUCAUCGUGACAUCAAAGGAUCAAAUCUUCUUAUUGACAAUGAAGGGGUUCUACGAAUUGCUGAUUUUGGAUUGGCAUCUUUCUUUGAUCCCAAUCACAAGCACCCAAUGACUAGUAGGGUCGUUACACUGUGGUACAGACCUCUUGAGCUUCUGCUUGGGGCUACUGAUUAUGGUGUGGGAGUCGAUCUCUGGAGUGCAGGUUGUAUACUAGCUGAGUUAUUAGCCGGGAAGCCCAUAAUGCCAGGUCGUACUGAGGUAGAACAACUGCAUAAGAUAUACAAGCUAUGUGGUUCACCUUCAGAUGAUUAUUGGAAGAAAUCAAAAUUGCCUAAUGCGACUUUAUUUAGACCCCGAGAACCUUACAAAAGAUGUGUAAGAGAAACCUUUAAAGAUUUUCCACCAUCAUCAUUUCCUCUCAUAGAAACCCUUCUUGCAAUUGAUCCAGCUGAACGUCAGACAGCCACAGCUGCCCUUAGAAGUGAAUUCUUCACAACAGAGCCUUAUGCCUGUGAACCUUCUAGUCUCCCAAAGUACCCCCCAAGCAAGGAGAUGGAUGCUAAACGGCGAGAUGAUGAAGCUCGAAGAUUAAGAGCUGCUGCUAAACCACAAGGUGAUAACACGAAGAAAGCUCGGACACGUGAACUGGUUGCUAGGGCUAUGCCUGCUCCAGAAGCCAAUGCAGAACUUCAAUAUAAUAUUGAUAGAAGACGGCUGAUUACCCAUGCAAAUGCAAAGAGCAAAAGUGAAAAGUUUCCCCCACCUCACCAGGAUGGGGCCCUCGGCUAUCCUUUAGGAUCAUCUCAGCAUAUUGAUCCUGCAUUUGUCCCUGCUGACAUACCUUAUAGCUCUACAUUCACCUAUUCAAAAGACGCAGUGCAAACUUGGUCAGGUCCACUGGUUGAUCCAGCUGGGCUUGGUGCUCUAAGGCGAAAGAAGAAUGGCGUAGGUAAUGCGCGAGAAUCAUCAAAAACAUCAACGGGGAACCAAAAAGACAAAACUGGCGAAAUUCGGUUUAAGGAAAAGAAAAGCAUAGCCUGAACUUUGAGGACAUACAUACAUAUCGGGAAAUCAGAUUUGUGAAACAGGGGAUUGCCUAUACAGCAGAAGCCACGCUGCUACUUAAUGCAAGUGGUUGGCUUCUUCACACAUGGAAGAUAUAUAAUUGUUUUGGUUGAAAUUUUACUUGGGUUGAAAUCAAAUUUUCUAUACUUUUUGUUUCCCAUUUUCAUGAUAGAAAAUUGAGAUGAUGAGAAAAUUUCAUU
Molecule: messenger RNA, 2416 nt
Organism: Manihot esculenta (cassava)
Lineage: Eukaryota; Viridiplantae; Streptophyta; Magnoliopsida; Malpighiales; Euphorbiaceae
Product: probable serine/threonine-protein kinase At1g54610
Exons: 8
Coding region: 447-2192 (581 amino acids)
Biological process (GO): positive regulation of transcription elongation by RNA polymerase II; protein phosphorylation
Cellular component (GO): cyclin-dependent protein kinase holoenzyme complex; nucleus
Molecular function (GO): ATP binding; RNA polymerase II CTD heptapeptide repeat kinase activity; cyclin-dependent protein serine/threonine kinase activity
Source: RefSeq, a predicted model, not a curated record